Molecule: messenger RNA, 6300 nt
Organism: Erpetoichthys calabaricus (reedfish)
Lineage: Eukaryota; Metazoa; Chordata; Cladistia; Polypteriformes; Polypteridae
Product: zinc finger protein 721-like
Exons: 5
Coding region: 149-3292 (1047 amino acids)
Biological process (GO): regulation of transcription by RNA polymerase II
Molecular function (GO): RNA polymerase II cis-regulatory region sequence-specific DNA binding; DNA-binding transcription factor activity, RNA polymerase II-specific
Source: RefSeq, a predicted model, not a curated record
GGACACUAAAACCACGCUGAUUGCUUGCUUUGUGCGGAACAACAGUGGAGAAGCAAUUGACAACUGAGUGAGGCAGGAGACGGCACAAGUUUAGAAAGAAUCACCAGGAGACAAAGGAGAGCGAGCUGCUUUUUACUGUGGCAUUUAGAUGGACGUGAAAGAGGAAAGGUGUGAUGCUGACGCAAAUAUAAUGGAGAGAAUGACCAUAACUGUUAAGGAAGAAGACUGUGAAAGGGAUUGUGUCCAACCUGAACAGGAGAGUGUGAGCAUUAAAGACGAGAACUGUGAACUGGGGUCAGUAGGCAUUAAAGAAGAGGCUGAAGAGAAGUUUGUCAGCAAUGAAUCUGACAUCCAUGCAAGUGAGGAGAGUGUCAAAGAAGAAGACCUUCGUUAUGGGUGUCAAAAUGAUGCAGACACUAGGUUAGUCUCUGCUCAAAGCAGACACUCUUCAUCUCCAGAGUCUUCUUUCAAUGUGAAGUCUGAAUCAUUACAGUCUGACACAGAGGAGAUUGAAGAAAUGUCAUCUCUUAGAACUCUGGAAGGACAGCCGCCGCCUACAAGGGCGUCUGCAAAAAGAAUCAAAGUUUACGGCUCUUCUGAAUGUGGUAAAAGAUUCUCAGAAAUGAAUAAACUUCAGAGCCAUGAAGGAAUUCACACAGUGAAGAAGCCAUUUUGCUGUUCUGAAUGUGGCAAACAAUUCAAUCAGAUGCGUAGUCUUCUGUGCCACAAAAGAAUUCACACAGGAGAAAAGCCAUAUUCUUGUGCUGAAUGUGGUAAACAAUUCUCUGAAAUGAAUAAACUUCAGAGCCACAAAAUAAUUCACUCAGGGGAGAAGCAAUAUUGUUGUUCAGAGUGUGGCAAACAAUUCUAUCACAAGCGUAGUCUUCAGAACCACAAAAGAGUUCACACAGGAGAGAAGCCGUACUGUUGUUCUGAAUGUGGCAAACAAUUCUAUCAGCAGCAUAGUCUUCAGAGCCACAAAGUAAUUCACACAGGAGAGAAGCCAUAUUGCUGUUCUGAAUGUGGUAAACAAUUCUAUCAGAAGCGUAGUCUUCAGAGCCACAAAGUAAUUCACACAGGAAAUAAGCCAUAUUGCUGUUCCGAGUGUGGAAAACAAUUUUAUCACAAGAAUAGUCUUCAGAGCCACGAAAGAAUGCACACAGGAGAGAAGUCAUAUUGUUGUUCAGAGUGUGGGAAACAAUUCUAUCACAACCGUAGUCUUCAGAGCCACAAGAGAAUUCACACAGGGGAGAAGCCAUAUUGUUGUUCUGAAUGUGGCAAGCAAUUCAAUCAGAAGCGUAGCCUUCAGUGCCACAAAAGAAUUCAUACAGGAGAGAAGCCAUAUUCUUGUGCUGAAUGUGGUAAACAAUUCUCUGAGAUGAAUAAGCUUCAGAGCCACAAAAUAGUUCACACAGGGGAGAAGCAAUAUUGUUGUUCUGAGUGUGGCAAGCAAUUCUAUCACAAGCGUACUCUUCAGACCCACAAAAGAAUUCACACAGGAGAGAAGCCACAUUCUUGUUCUGAAUGUGGCAAACAAUUCUAUCAGAAGCGUAAUCUUCAGAUCCACAAAGUAAUUCACACUGGAGAGAAACCAUAUCGCUGUUCUGAAUGUGGCAAACAAUUCAAUCAGAAGCGUAGUCUACAGAGUCACAAAGUAAUUCACACAGGAGAAAAGCCUUAUUGCUGUUCUGAGUGUGGUAAACAAUUCUAUCACAAGAGUAGUCUUCAGAGCCACAAAAGAAUGCAUACUGUGGAGAAGUCAUGUAGUUGUUCUGAAUGUGGCAAACAAUUCUAUCACAUGCGCAGUCUUCAGAGCCACAUAAGAAUUCACUCAGGGGAGAAGCAAUAUUGUUGUUCUGAGUGUGGUAAACAGUUUUUUCACAAGCGUAGUCUUCAGAGCCACAAAGUAAUUCAUACAGGAGAAAAGCCUUAUUGCUGUUCUGAAUGUGGUAAACAAUUCUCUGAAAUGAAUAAACUUCAGAGCCACAAAAUAAUUCAUACAGGGGAGAAACAAUAUUGUUGUUCUGAAUGUGGCAAACAAUUCUAUCACAAGAGUAGUCUUCGGAACCACAAAAGAAUGCAUGCAGGAGAGAAGCCAUUUUCUUGUGCUGAAUGUGGUAAACGGUUCUAUCAUAAAAGCAGUCUUCAGAGCCACAAAAGCAUUCACACAGGAGAGAAGCCAUAUUGCUGUAUUGAAUGUGGCAAACAAUUUUCAAAAAGAAGUCAUCUUCAGGACCACCAACGAAUUCACACAGGAGAGAAGCCGUAUUGGUGCCCUGAAUGUGGGAAACAAUUCUCUCACAGUACUAACCUUCAGAGUCAUAUUAAAACUCACAAAGGAGAGAAGCCAUAUUGCUGUUCUGAAUGUGGGAAACAGUUUUCACAAAGCGGCCAUCUUCAGAGACACAAAAGAAUUCACACCGGAGAAAAGCCAUAUAGUUGUUCUGAAUGUGGCAAGCAAUUUAACUGUCCUACAUAUCUUCAGAACCACAAAAGAAUUCACACCGGAGAGAAGCCAUUUUGCUGCACUGAAUGUGGUAAGCAAUUCUGUCGCAGGAGUACUCUUUGGAGACACACUAGAAUUCACACAGGAGAGAAGCCCUAUUGCUGUAAGGAAUGUGGCAAACAGUUCUCCCAUUGGAGUAAUCUUCAGAGCCACAAAAAAACUCACACUGGAGAGAAGCCACAUUGCUGUAAUGAAUGUGGCAAACGAUUCUAUCGCAGGAGUAAUCUUCAGAGCCACUCAAGAAUUCACACUGGAGAGAAGCCGUAUUGCUGUAAUGAAUGUGGCAAACAGUUCUGUUUCCAGAGUACUCUUCAAAGACACACUAGAAUUCACACAGGAGAGAAGCUAUAUUGUUGUAAUGAAUGUGGCAAACGAUUCUCUGACAGGAGUGCUUUGCAGAAACACACUAGAAAUCAUACUGGAGAGAAGCCCUAUUCUUGUUCUGAAUGUGGCAAACAAUUCUCUCACUCGAGCACUCUUCAGAGCCACAAACGAAUUCACACUGGAGAGAAGCCAUAUUGCUGUUUAGAAUGUGGCAAGCGAUUCUGUCGCAGUAGUAGUCUUCAGAGCCACAAAAAAAUUCACACUGGAGAGAAGCCUUAUUGCUGUAAUGAAUGUGGCAAACAAUUCAGUUACCGGAGUAAUUUUCAGACCCACAAAAGAAUUCACACUGGAGAGAAACGAUAUUGCUGUUCUGAGUGUGGCAAACAAUUUGCGCAGUUGAGAAGUCUUAAGAAGCACUCUACAGCUCACACAGGAGAGAAAGGGGAGGCUCCAAAGGAUUAGGUUGGUGGGUAAAAAAGGAGGAAGGAGAACUGCAACCCUUCUAACUACUCAAAUCUUGAUUACUACCCUUUAUGUGAAGGGCUUUAUUGUGCAACAUGUAUAGCAAAUCUCAUAAAGGCAAAACUAGCCCUAAUAGAAUAAAGUGUCCAAAAAACGCAUGUCUGCCAGGAUGAAAAGGUGCCAUCCCUUUGCCUCAGCACUAGACUAGGUGAUGGUGAUAGUACAAGACCUCCAAAGUGGGUGACAGUCCAGAUGGGCAGUGCUGUCCAACCACAGUAAAGCACACAAGACUACAAAAGUGUAACUUGUGCGAGAAUGCUGAAUGUAGCUCAGAGGAGAUCAUGUACUACUGCCUUUACGUAGCAAAUCCAGAAUUUCUGGCUAACGGAUAUCCCAGGAAGGCUUGCACCAGAACUGGAAUCUAGAAAACAAAUCCUUACAUUCAAAGAAAAUUCAAGAAAGAUCACCAAAGCAAACCUAAGAGCCUUAAUUGUAAUAACUAAAAAACAAAGCAAAUGAGGCAAGACGUCUAAAGCACCUAUUAAGAUCAGGAAAAGACGCAGGCAAAAAGUCAAGACUCGGAAACAAUGAGAGCAAAGACCUGGGAUGAAAAGGAGGGGCCUCAUAUGGUGUGGCAUUUAUGUAAACAUAUGAAAGCAUCAACAGCCAAACCAAGUAAAACAAGAAGACACAUAUUUGAAAAGAAAUUCAGAAAUAAAAACCCCAAACAUGAACAGAAACUGGUCGUUUUCAAGAUAUGGAAUGUCCCAACAAGCAACUGAUUCUCAUGUGACAGGCAAACAACAGAGAGAGAAGAUUUGGAGGACAUUUCUAAUGGCUUUCAGUUGUUUGAUGUAUGUCCAUUCCUUCUGUUUUCAACCUGCCAAAGGACACAAAAGAUGACAGCACCAGAUGCCCUGGAAGUAGAGUGACUAGAAAUGUAAAAGAAAAUCAAUAACAGUAUUGUCUGGGACUUAUUAAAACUGCUGGAAUGAAAUUAAUAAUAAGAAAUACCUUCAAUAGAGGACAAAAAAUAAAAUGCAGGAAAGCACAGAUGAGCUCCUAGUCGUGAUUGUUAUGGACAACGACACAAAUACAGAGAAGAGAGAAGUUAAUGAGAACGUCUUUAACUGACAGUAAACACAGUGUUUAUAUAACUAAGAUCAACAAGGCCACAACCGGCAUAAAGCAAACCCAUCAGUCUAAUAAGCAUUUAGUCAACAGGAUUGGGAGUGUGCAAAAUUGAGAGUAUGGAGAAAUGGAUAAAAGUACAGUCCGAAAUGAAUUGAAGAGAAAGUGUCAAGACCUGCAUGGAAGGUGUGAGAAAUAACACAAAGUCCAAACAAAAAUCUGAAAUCACAGAAUUGUCUGAUAAGGUAUGAAGACUUGACCUUCACAAUGGUUUAAAAUCCUGACAAAAGCUCAAUGUGAUUUUUUUUUCAGGAACAACCCAAAAACAUUUCUGACAAAUUUUAGACGGGACACCCUGUAAGUAAGUACCCCGCCAGACAAAAAUGAAAUUGAAAUAUUUUGGAGAAGCAAGAACACAAAGAAUCAGACGGAUUAAGCAAACAUCAGAAGGACAUAAAUUAGAGGUGUGAAAUAACCUGAGGUGACAAAUCAAAGAAAUAGCAUCCAAGAUCGAAACAUAUGCUAACUGAAGGACACCCGGUUCGAAAGACUUGCCCAACUGCUGGCUUAAACAGCUAACAGCACUGCUCCAGGAUAUGACCGAGUGUAAGGACCUCUUAAUGCAACAUCUGCAGAUGACAGCACAGGGAGCAAAACUCCUGCUUCUAACAUUACAGCAAAUCAAACCACCCAAGACUACGGUUCCCUAACUUGCCUCUCCACUGUAUGUACUGUAAGGGCUUCACAGGAGUAGACGCCAAUAGAAUGUACAGUCUCUAGGGUCCAGUUACCUUAAGGGGAAAAGAACAGAAAAGGAAAACAAAAGGACAUAUGGCAUAAAAGACCGUCUAUUGUUGUUAAAAGGUCAUGUGGCACAAAAGACACAUCUGUUGUUACAUUAAGUAAUUAAGGAGUGCAGCAAAAAGGACCAAAGCCCAAGUACGUAUGCCAUGGAUCGACUCAAGAGAAGUCUUUGAUAGCAUACCACUGCACUUGGAUCCUCAAAGACUUCGAAGGGUAUGAAGUCCACCCUGCUUGUAACAGGUUUGUCCUCAAUCCCCCUGCACCACUGACGGCCACCCCUGCUGCUUCACCUUGACAACGGCCCAGACAUAAAAAUGAGAGGAAUAGGGCUGGACAAUGUAGUGAAUUUUCAGUUUGGCAUGACAUUUAUGAAAAAUGAGUAUUGUACUUUUGUUUGAUUUUUUUUUCCCCCCCCACUUGUACUACUGUUAAAUAAAAUUUGCAAAAUCUCCCCUCCUCUUUCGAAGCACAACGAUGCCGACAGCCCAUUUUGCCUGGUUGUGGUGGUGAGUGAGGAUCGGAGCAGAAGGAAGAGUUUAGAACAGGGGGGUGUUCGCUCUGCCGUGUGGUAAUAGUGAAGGUUUCACAAGGGGUGACAGUGCAAGCAGUACAGGAUCUAAAGAUAAAACACGUUAUUACAUUUAAAGAGGCCAUCCAAGCACAUAUGGCGCCUGUAACGAGACCAGUCAGGUAAGCAACGUUCUGUACAAAGUUCACUACUGUGUUGGCGCACCACGUGUGCGGGUUGAAGGAGCUAACAGCUGCAGUGACUUGUCAUAUUUCAAAACAUUUUUGCCUGCUUAACUUGCGCUUGUACUUUGUCGGUGGUCAGAUCUGACCACUAAUUCACACCUAAAGCGUUACAUCUGCACAGCGUAACACGCACUCUCUGUAUCCUCUGUGUAUUGAAAUGCUACAAGCGCGCAUUAAAACCGCGACCCUUUUCAGUAAAUUCUGUGUAUCAGUUAAGGGGGAAAAUCGCAUUUUUGACCAUUUUAUUUUCACUUUGAGGUUUUUUUUUUUUCAUUUUUAAUUAAGCUUCCUAAUUACAAUAAAAUAAUAAUUAUUAUUAA